AUGGCUAUACAUUUCAUUAUAUGCUUUAACAAGCAGGGUAUACUGCGGCUGGGCAGGUGGUUUCAGUCCUCAGGGCACAGUUUGCAGGAUAAGAAUUCGCUUGCUCAAAUUCUCAAGCUUAUAAUGUCCCGAGACUCACGUACGCAAAGCAACAUUAUAGAUUUCGAUGACAGGACCAAACUGGUGUACAGGAGGUAUGCUGGACUGUAUUUUGUGAUGGGUGUGAGUUUGGAGGAAGAUGGCUUGCUAUAUCUUGCGCAUAUUCAGCUGUUCGUGGAGGUGCUUGACCUUUUCUUUGGAAAUGUAUGUGAAUUAGACAUCCUAUUCAAUUUCUACAAGGCAUACAUGGUGAUGGAUGAGAUGUUCAUAGGUGGGGAGCUUCGAGAGACUUCAAAGGAGCUGCUGCUGGACAGACUGACUCAGUUGGAAAAACUACCUUAG
Messenger RNA from Eremothecium cymbalariae DBVPG#7215, 441 nucleotides. It is a transcript of the gene APS2, whose product is annotated as Aps2p. The record is from RefSeq and is a predicted model, not a curated record. NCBI's taxonomy places the organism in Eukaryota, Fungi, Ascomycota, Saccharomycetes, Saccharomycetales, Saccharomycetaceae. Gene Ontology annotation, cellular component: intracellular membrane-bounded organelle; membrane coat. Gene Ontology annotation, biological process: intracellular protein transport; vesicle-mediated transport. The transcript has a single exon. The coding region runs from base 1 to 441 and encodes 146 amino acids.